Messenger RNA from Blastomyces dermatitidis ER-3, 1652 nucleotides. RefSeq names its product oxidoreductase. The record is from RefSeq and is a predicted model, not a curated record. The transcript has a single exon. Gene Ontology annotation, molecular function: oxidoreductase activity, acting on the CH-OH group of donors, NAD or NADP as acceptor. Bases 401 to 1045 code for a protein of 214 amino acids. NCBI's taxonomy places the organism in Eukaryota, Fungi, Ascomycota, Eurotiomycetes, Onygenales, Ajellomycetaceae.
CAGAUCAAACAGAUCAAACUAUAAAUCAGUCCUGCACUAAAAUUUGUCGUGAAACUCAAAUUUGCAUCGAGGUUGUUGUAUAUUUCUCGUACAACUGCGGUCGAUAACACUUCUUUCUGGAACAUUCCCAUCCCAAGAGCCAAAAAUAUUUAAGAUUGGAGAAAAGCAAAGAAGAGACCUGGAUCAAAGGAAGGAAAAAGGAUAGUGGUCCAAAUAAUUUCAGGGGAGACAGCCACAGUCUUUGUUCUGUUAUCCACGGCAAUCCCUUGUUCCUCAACCCUCCUCGCCAGAAUGAUGUCAACCACAAAGACAACCCCCCCCCUUCAACCCCACAAUUUACCCAGAUCUCAAAGGGAAAGUCGUCCUACUAACAGGCAUCGGCCAGUCCGGUGAUCCAGACAUGUGGGGAAACGGCGCUGCAGCCGCCCGCGUUCUGGCGGCAAACGGGGCCAAGGUAUUUGUCUGCGACCUCCACCUUUCCGUAGCACAACACACUCAACGCCGCAUCGAGGCAGAGGCGGGUGAAUGCACUGUGAUGAGCGCUGACGUCACUAAGGAUGCCGAUGUGACAGCGCUGGUGGAUGCAUGCCUGGCGCGCUAUGGCGGGCGCAUCGAUAUCUUGGUCAACAACGUCGGACGAUCGGAGCCUGCGGGGCCUGCGGAAAUGUCUGAGCAGUCGUGGGACAGCCAGACGACCGUCAAUAUGAAAUCGGUGUAUUUGUGCUGUCACUACGUGUUGCCGAUAAUGGAGGGGCAGGAGGGCGGUGGUCCGAUUGUCAAUGUCUCCUCGAUUGCGGGGAUGCGCUAUAUCGGCAAGCCACAGGUCGCUUAUAGUGCGAUGAAAGCGGCGGUGAUACAGUUCACGAAGACCACUGCUGUCAUCUAUGCGAAGAAGGGUGUUAGGUUGAAUGUGGUAGUGCCUGGUUUGAUUCAUUCGCCACUUGUCGGAUUGCUGGCGGAGAAGUAUGCCGGGGGGGAUUUGGAGGGAUUCGUCGAAAAGAGACACCAGGCUUGUACCGAUGGGGAGGAUGGGAGAUCCGUUUGAUGUUGCGUAUGCUGUGGUUUUCUUGGCUUCUGAGCAGGCCGAGUAUAUAACUGGCCAGAAAAUCGUUGUGGAUGGGGGGAUCACUGCGUCGACGCGUUAGCUUGGUAAUGCUAUUAAUAAUUGUGUUAACACCGCUUCAAUAUGAUAAUUCGAGGGGUUUGAUCUGGUGGACGCUCGCACCGCUAUAGUCUGAAUGACGUCUGAAUGACCAAAAAGGCGAAAGGUUUUCAAAGCUAGCAUCAUAAGGCAAUGCGCGUACAAUGCAAGUAUCCGGUAGCCCCGUUUACGAGUAGAAUAGACAUCAUCGGUACGACCGUGCGUAUACAAAGGCAUAUAUUCGCCUUGAGUAUUGUUCAUCCACAGCUCCGAUUCCCCCGAAGCUACCUUGCCAUGAGAUCAAACAGCAAGAAUAACCAAGUUCAACAAAUAGAGAGGGCUUAAGUGGACAGAAAAAAGAAAGUAUGGCAUAAUAAUGUAAAUACUUAAAAAACUAUUCUCCGGAAUGGUAUGGUAUAGCACAUGAGUUAAAAAACGAAGAAGAAUUUAACAAUACAUCAGAGAUAUCAGAACGAUAGUAACAAAAGACCGUUUACGUAACCUCCAGCAA